Molecule: messenger RNA, 6000 nt
Organism: Biomphalaria glabrata
Lineage: Eukaryota; Metazoa; Mollusca; Gastropoda; Planorbidae
Product: ataxin-10-like
Exons: 10
Coding region: 108-1604 (498 amino acids)
Biological process (GO): neuron projection development
Cellular component (GO): cytosol
Source: RefSeq, a predicted model, not a curated record
CUUUUGUAAACAAACCAGCAAAGGGAAGCAAGAGGAGCAUACUGUAGCAUAGCAGUCUUGUUUUGAAACUGCACACAUUGAAUGAUUGAUACAGAGAGACAGAGAGGAUGGAUGAAAUAGAUCUACUAUCAUUAGCGGAAAGUAUAGCGCGAUCUUGUAAUUUAAAUGAUUGGGACAAAGCCAAACAACUCCUCAAGAAAAUAAUCACAGAUGAAAGCGGUCUAAAAAAUGUAAGCCAAGGAUUAUUUCUACAAUGUAUGAAUGAAAUUCUUAAAAACCUCAGUGAAAAAAUCAACCACAGUGAUGACAAUAUAUUACAACCUGUUCAGGAGUGUGCAGCAGAAUGCUUUCGAUGUUUGCGACAGGCAUGUGCUCUCAAUUCCCAAAUCCAGAGUGGCCUUUCUUCUUUUAUGGAUAUUUUAGAAAAUACAAAAAUUAUUACAGAAAAAAUAAUUUCAGUUGAUGCACAAAAAGACUCAGAGAAUGUUUUAAAAUGUGCCAUUCAAUUUCUUGGGAAUGCUUGUGUAUCCAAUGCAACAAAUCAGAAAGCUAUAUGGGAACUAUUCAUAAAUCAAUUCAGGUCAUUUCUUCAUCAUGCUGAUAGUAAAGUCUGUGAUUACACGUGCAUGUUAGUUCAUACAUGUUUGACAACUGUUGCCAAAAUUGACCAGUGCCUAUUAAACAAUGCUUCAGCGCAAGACAUUGUUCUUACUUGUAUUGAAGCCACUGCACAAAAAGAUAUAGAAUGGGGAUUGUAUGUUUUAGAGGACAUGCUGAAGAAUGAUUUAUUUCUCCCAAAGCUGUAUUGGAAAAUGGGACAUAAAGAAAGGUUGUUGACGAUGGAAGUGAUGUUGGCUGAGAUGAUAGACCUUCCAGAAGACUGCAGUGGGGGCCAGGCUGAGCUCGACCCUAGCCAGCUUGCUAUUUCACAGGCCAAUCUCAGCUUCAUUGCUGAUGACGUCAAGAAAGAGUGCAACCUGAUUCUGAAGCUGAAGUCUCCAGAGACCACUGACCAGGAGAAUGGAGUAAGUGUUGUACAUUGCACCAACCAAAGUUUCGUUUAUAAUAUGCACAUGGCGUUAGUUAUUGCUAAAGAAUUGGAGCUGUUAAGUAUUGCAGCGCAACAUCAGACGAUAUAUCCCAGCAUUCAACAGGACACAGAACUGCUUGUGUGUGCAAUAAAUUUACUGAGAAGUAUCAAUGACAUUGGCAAGUCUGGUGGUAAUGUGUUCAGCCGUGAGGAGAAGGCUUCAGGUGUGGACAGCAUUGACCCUCACCAUCCAGUGUAUGGACUGAAGAAAGAUCUCAUUCGGCUGAUAGCCAACAUGGCUUACAAGCACAGAGCCAACCAGGAUUUGGUGAGAUCCUUGGAUGGUAUUCCUCUGUUGCUGGACCUGACCAUGAUUGACUGCCACAAUCCUUUUAUCACCCAGUGGGUUGUUCUGGCCAUUCGGAACCUUGUGGAAAACAACAGAGAGAACAGAGAUGUCCUAUCUGGCAUGUCGCUGCAAGGUAUGGCCGGCCACAUCGCUGCUCUGAGGGAGGCAGGCAUCCACACUGAGCUGAGAGGUGGGAAAAUUGUAGUCAAGCCAGUGGAUGGAUAAAGAAUCUACUUAGGAAUAGGGCUCACUAUUCUCAUCAUCAUCUGUUGGACGUAUCCAGUUUUGGAUAAAAUAAAUACAAUAACUUUGCCUUAUCUUGCUCAAUGCCCCUCAUGAUCUAAAUACAAAUGAUUUAUUCUUUUCCAAUGUACUACACUUUUAUAUUAGCAGUAUUAUCAAAGUAUUCUUCAAAAUAAUGUCUCAGCUCAACAUUAUAUAAGCGUAUAUCAAAAACAUCAACUCAUAAACUUUUACCACGGAGCUUAUUAUUAUUCUUCCACAGUGCAUUUUUUUUAACCAUAGAAUAAUUAAUGCUGUAUAGACCCAAUACUAGAACAUAGAAACCAACUGGACUCUUACAAAUCUUUUUUUUUUAAUCUUUGCUGACAAAUAGAUAGAAGAUUUAUUUUUACUUUAAAUAUAAAGAUAAGUGAAUGAGAUUUUUAUAUUUUAAUAAAAGAAAAGUUAAUGUUACAAUUGUAAUAUUAUUCCAUUUUUAAUGAAUAAUUUGUGAGAAGAUUGCUCUGUUGAGAGCAAAGAUAAAUUAUUUAUUUCACUUUCCUUUUUUUUUUAGUUUCUAUACCAUGACAAUAUUUUGUAUUUGUCAUUUCUGGCCUAAAUCCCAAACUCUGGCCAUUCCUUCUGUAUUAUGCUGAAUUUACUAUUAGAUAAAAUUGUUCCAAGUAGGAGUUAUCCUGUAAUUCUUUGAUUAAAAAUACAUUUUAGACUGCAUUAUUGUCUGAACUAUUGUUUUGAAUCUUUGUAUUUAAUAUUUUUUAAAUCUUUGUCCUUAGCUAGCUGUUAAAUGUAGUGGGAUAUUUACCCGUUAUAGCAAGUCUUGCUGCCAUCAAAAAAAUAUUUUUUAUGAAACUUUUAUUUGCUUAGAAAAAAUUGAGAAUUCUGAGGCUAAUUUUAUUCAUUCUUUGUUAACCUUCAUUUUAUUUUGUGCAGCAGUAUUCAGCCUUUAUUAUUUUAACAUAUUGUUAACUUGUUCACCUCUGGCCAUUUAUAUCUGUGAAAAAGUUCUUUUUGUUUUCAUUAACUCUAUAUGUUCUUGAAUACUUUACAUUUAUCUUUUCACACAUUUAUAGCUCAUUUCUAGUUCUAUGAAAAGAAAACAUGAAAUAAUAGAUUGUUUUGAUGUAAUGAUGUAUUAUAUAAUGUUCUCCUGGCAUGAAUCCAAGUCAAUGUGUUCUUCAAAUUUUUUAGCUCUAAGGCAAUGUUUGGCUUAACAAAAUGUGAUACAGAAAAUGAUUGCCAAAGAGAUUUUGACAUUAAAGAUUAUAGCCAGUAAUCAAAUCUGUCAGAUAGCUAUCAGCUUGCCUAACAACUGAUUAUUUUGACUAAUCUAAAAAAAAUUAUUAUAAUUCCAGCUGUAAGUUUGUACUAAAAAUAGCUUAAAUUUUUUUUCAGUAUUAUGCUAUUGUUGUUGAGUAGUUGUGUCUGUCAUUAUAAAAUGUCACAUUGGGUUUCCAUAAAUUGUAGAGAGUUCUUUAACAUCUAGUAUCUAAUGCUCAAGUAGGCCUACCAAUUGAAGUAUCAAAACAUUAUAGUACCGUCAAAGGGGAACAACUUAAGCAUUGAUGUUUUUAUUAUUAUUGUAUAUUAUUUUGUAUAAUUGCUGUUAGCAACAUCCAAUUUAUAUCAGAUGUAGCAUACAAGAUUUGAUAUGACUUUUUCUGGCUCAAUGGCAACUUGUUUGUUAUGCUAAUGGCAUUGACUUUUCCAAUGUCUGCUUUAGUCUUCUGCUGAUUGCAGUGUCAUGUUACUUCUAUCACCACAAGCUCUACAUUUUCAUUGAUUUCAAUAAUGGGGCUUAAAGCGCCUCUGCGUUUGUCUUUUGUUGCAGAUAUUUCAAAAAUGGAAAUGUUUUAAUAUUAGAUUUUAAUGAGCCGUAUCUUUAUUUGCUAGUAAUUAGGAAUUUUUUCUUUAGAAAAAAAUUCUCUGGACUAAACACAAUUUUUCUGUUUCCAGUCAAUGAAAGUGAAUGAAGUGUAAAAUAUUGUACAAAUCUCUGCCUCUUAACCCAAUCUAUUUUAAUGAAUCUUUUAGUUGACUGUCUUCUAAUUCACCAUGUCUGGCACCAUUAGCAACCAAAGAACUGUGUUUGUGUUCAACUCCAGAGUUGUAUCUUUAGUGCUCACAUGUUUUACAUUCAUCAUUCUCAUUGCAAUAGAGUUCUCCACCGUCAAAUGCUGACCUAUAUAAAAUAUCAUUUUUAUUUUCUUGUGUCGUUUUGGUCCUGCUAUGAUUAUGAUACCAUCAGAGUGUUGAAUGACUUUUCAAUGACUUUCUAUGCUUUUUAAUUGAAUUUUUUUUUCAUUCAACUAAACCAGCGGUUCUCAACCUUUUUAGCGCGGCGACCUCCUAAUAUGAUUCCCCACUAAGCGGCGACCCCCAACCGUAAAAUUUAUUUCGUUCAUAGGCGUAGGUAGAGCCUAAAUAUGAUUUUGCUAAUGUUAUAAGAUCACAAUAAAAUUUUAAAUGUAUAUAAAUCUGACAUCCAUGAUUUAUUUACAAAGCAAAGCAUUAUCUAAUUUUACUUAUUGUAAAAUAAAUUUGUGCUUAAAUUACAAAAAAAAAGUUUAAACAUGUGCUUGUUACAACACUUAAGAAAUCGCUUGACAAAAAAAAACAAAAAAACUUCCAAUGAAAAAUAGAUGAGAAACCGAAAUUUCCGAUGGUCUUAGGCAACCCCUGGCAAAUGGUCAUUCGAUCCCAAAAGGGGUCGUGACCCACAGGUUGAGAACCCUUGAACUAAACACAUGCUGUAAAUGUAAGAAAGAUUACCCAGUCUGCAAGAGAAAGUCUAUAUAGUGUUUUGUAACAGAUUCUUGAGAUUUCAUUACUGACUAAACCACAGUUCAGGCUUAAGAAAAAACUUAGGUUCCCUUCUCUCAGUAGUGCUAAUGUAAAAACAAAAGUGGGGUCUUCAAUCAGAAUCGUAAGUUUGUGUGAAGCUUAUGAGUAAAAUUGAGUUGUUACAUAUGACAAAAAAGGCCUAUUAUAGCCAGUAACUUUGAAUAACGUGUACACUCUGUUGAAGAGGAAGUGUAAAAAUGUGAAUAUUGUUGAAUUCAUUUGACAUGGAAAAAUAUUUACAGGAGCUUUAGUAGUCAGUCAAAAAAAAAAGAAAAUUUUAAAUGUUAUAGAUUUUUUCUUUUCAAUUAUAAAAUUGUGUGUGUUACUUGGUUCAACAUGACCCACCAGGUCAUUGUUUUGUUAAGUGUCAAUGAAAACUCAGUUAUGGUGGGAAUGUGCAAUAAUGGCUUUUUGUUUAACUUGUCUGACAUUCAAAAGUGUUUUGGCAGCAACAUAGUUUUCCUAUUCUUCUCCAGCAUAGGAGAGUUUGCUUCAUUUUCCACUAGUGUGGUUCAUUAUCAUGUCAGUGUCAAUCUUAUGAAACCAAGUUGUGCUCCUUUCUUUAGGUUCAAUUAGUUUAGGUGUUUUAUAUAGAUUGAAUAAAAGAUGGAUUUGCUUCUAUUUCCUACAUAUUCAUUGACCCCAUAUUAGAGUUUCUAUUCAACACUUUUAAAAAUCUUUUCCUUUAUAUUUAUGCACUUACUAAAUUCAGUAAAAAUAUAAGAUGAAUCUUUACUCUUGCAAAAUAUUUACAUUUACAGCCAUAUUAUUUUGUAAACAUUUUUCCCUGAUUAAAAAAUGUUUAUGUAUCAAAGUGAAGUAUAAAUUAUGUAUGUCAACUUAUUUGUUUGUUUUAUUAUAUUAUUAUAUUAUUGGAUCUAUCUUCAUCAAUGAAAAUUAUUUUGACCCAACAGAGUUUUUAUCUGGCCAAUCUCAUAUAAACUUAUGUAUAGUUUUAUGUCUAACAUUACUAUACUAGUAGCUUUAAAAAAAAAACAACACGUAAUUCAGAGGCUUAAACCUAUCCAAGGGGCUGGAUUUCAAAGCCCGAAAGUCAGCCAGCACUUCCCUUCCCUUGUUUACAAAAGUGAUUAGACCAUAGCACUCUGAGAAUACCAUAGCACUCUGAGAAUACCAUAGCACUCUGACUGAGAACACCAUAACACUCUGAGAACACCAUAGCACUCUGAGAAUGCUAUAAAUAUGAAAGCUGCGCUAUACAAAAACAUUUUUUUUUUUAAAUUACUUUCUUUAUAUCUUGUUAUAAUUGAAAAUAAGGAACUGAAAGGAAAUACAAUUUUCCAACCAAUACUUAUGCCUUUCAAAAGUGACAUGAAAACUUGGCUUUACAAAGUUGUAAAUAUAAAUUGUAUAAUGCAGUGUAUAAUGGUAAAGAAUAUUGAAUGAAUUUAUUUUGUUGUUCUUGUUUCACAUUUACACCUCAAUACUUUACACCUUUGAUAUUUUUAUUUUCCAAGAUACAUUCGGAAUAUUUAUCAUUCAAUUAUUGUGCACUUUUUUAUUUGGGGGGGGGGGG